Messenger RNA from Alnus glutinosa, 2256 nucleotides. RefSeq names its product pentatricopeptide repeat-containing protein At3g22670, mitochondrial-like. The record is from RefSeq and is a predicted model, not a curated record. Bases 511 to 2175 code for a protein of 554 amino acids. The transcript has a single exon. Lineage: Eukaryota; Viridiplantae; Streptophyta; Magnoliopsida; Fagales; Betulaceae. Gene Ontology annotation, molecular function: protein binding.
ACCUCCUCUCUCUUAAUUGAACCUAUUUAGUCGAACUCCUUUUCUCUUUAGCUGUGUGCGGAAGGUGAGCGUUCUGUAGUUUCUAUCGUCAAAUUCUCUGGUCACUUCAAUUUGAUUUCGGUGUGAAAUUGUGGCUUUGGAUUUUGGAUUUAAGGGUCUGUGCCUGUUAUAGGGUUUGGUUUAUGGAAGUUUUUGGAGGGUUUUAGUGAUUGGUUUUGUUGGGUUUUGAGAAUUUGCUCGUUCAUCUGUUGCUUGCUCUAUUUGAUUUGUUUGUACCUUUGGUUUUUGGCGUUCAUGAAUUUUUCGAUAAUAUGGAUCCGGAAUUCGUGAACUUGUGAUUGCAAUGCGUUGAAGUUCAAUGUGUUCUUCAUUCGAACUAUUUUAGGCACUGGUUCCUGAUUUUCUUUUCUAGUGUAGGUUUGGAAUUGAUAAAGGAAGCUUGAUUUUGUAUCUUCCUAUUUUAGUUUCUAAAUAAGAAAACUGUCUGAAAAAUCUUUCUUUGGCUCAUCCAUGUCUAAAAUGCUCUCAAAGUUCCAACUUCCCAAGCUUCUCUGUCAUCCACUUUACCGAAGAAAAACCAGUACCGAUCUACUGCCUUACAACUUCUUAUACAACCCUUUCUGCACCACGGCCGACUCAACCCAAAUCGCCGAGUCGCCCGAGCUUCCAAGCUGGAUCAAAUUCAGUGAGACCCAGAACUCUGCAACCGCAGAUUCAGAUGAUGACUUUGUCAUACCUUCACUUGCUCAUUGGGUUGAGAACCACAAACUCCAUGAUCAUGGCAAAGUUGUUAAGCCAACGCUAAGCGAAACCACCGAAACCGACGUCGACAAGAUCAGUAAAAUCCUCAAGAAUCAGUACCCAUCGCCAGAUGAUGUAGCUCAAGCUCUAAAGGGGUCUGGUUUUAUUGCAUCAACCAGUUUGGUUGAACAGCUUCUGAAGAGGUUUAGCAGCGAUUGGAUCCCCGCUUUCGGAGUUUUCAUUUGGGCAAAAAUGCAAACAGGUUAUAGGCAUUCGCCAGAGCUAUAUGACUUCAUGGUUGAUGUCUUAGGAAAAUCGAGGAAGUUUCAUACCAUGUGGGAGUUGGUGGAUGAAAUGAAUCAGUUAGGAGGGUAUGUCACAUUGGUCACAAUGAGUAAGGUCAUGAGGAGGCUUGCAAAGGCUGGUAGGUACAAGGAGGCAGUUGAGGCAUUUAGGAACAUAGUCCGGUUUGGUGUGAGCAAAGAUAUCAGAGCAAUGAAUGUACUGAUGGAUGCGUUGGUGAAAGAGAAUAGUGUUGAGCAUGCCCAUGAUGUUUUCUUGGAGUUCAAGAAUGUGAUACCUUUGAAUUCUCACUCUCUCAAUGUUUUGAUACAUGGGUGGUGCAAAGCCAGGAAAUUAGACCAUGCCAAAAAGGCUAUGGAGGAUAUGGAGAAACAUGGGUUUCAGCCCGAUGUAUCCUCCUAUACAUGUUUCAUUAAAGCGUAUUCUCAUGACAAGGAUUUUCGCAAAGUGGAUGAAAUUCUUGAUGAAAUGAAAGAUAGGGGGUGCACACCUAAUGUGGUGACUUAUACUAUUGUAAUGCAUGCUCUAGGUAAGGCAGGGCGGGUAACUGAAGCUUUGGAGGUUUAUGAGAAGAUGAAGAUGAAGGGUUGUGUUCCUGAUACUUCAUUUUAUAGCUCUUUGAUAUUCAUUCUUGGUAAGGCUGGUAGGCUUAAAGAUGCACACGAUUUAUUUGAGGAUAUGGGGAAGCAGGGAGUUAAUCGAGACGUACUGACGUAUAAUACUUUGAUUUCUUGUUAUUGCUCGCAUUUGCAAGAAGAAACAGCUUUGAAGUUGCUUCAGAAAAUGGAAGAGGAUUCUUGCAAGCCAGAUCUUAAGACUUAUGCUCCUCUAUUGAAGAUGUGCUGCAGAAAGAAGAGAAUGAAGGUGCUUUAUAUCUUGUUAGACCACAUGUUUAGAAAUGACAUUAGUAUUGAAGUUGGAACUUACUCACUUUUGGUGCGCGGUUUAUGUAAGAACGGAAAACUCGAACACGCAUGCUUGUUUUUUGAAGAGAUGGUGUUGAAUGGAAUGGUUCCAAAUGACUGCACAUACAAGAUGUUGAUGGAAGAACUUGAGGGCAAGAGUAUGACAAAAGCAAAGGAACACAUUGAGAAGUUGAUGUCAAAUGCAAGAGAACAAAGAAGCAUUUAACACACCUUUUAGAGUGCCUUGUACAAAUCAGGAUGAAUUGGUUCAGCUGUUUAAUACAAUGGUUAUGUUAAGUUUUUAAUA